Colletotrichum chrysophilum is the source of this 264-nucleotide messenger RNA. RefSeq lists its product as uncharacterized. The record is from RefSeq and is a predicted model, not a curated record. NCBI's taxonomy places the organism in Eukaryota, Fungi, Ascomycota, Sordariomycetes, Glomerellales, Glomerellaceae. Bases 1 to 264 code for a protein of 87 amino acids. The transcript is spliced from 2 exons.
AUGAAGUUCACCACUAUCAUUUUCGCCGCUGGCAUCGCUGCCGUCCAAGGCUUGGAGCUGAUCAGCGAGAACCCGCUUUGCAAGUACGAGAAGCUCAGCGUCGCCGCAUGGCACAACUGCAACGACUUCAACGGCGGCAAGGACCCGUACAAGGACUCAGACUGCGAUUUGCCUUGCGCUAGAGCCGGAAGAAACGAGGGCGGCAAGUUUGUUCACGUCGCCAACUACUGGGGUAGCGACAGAUAUACAAAGCCCGCCAGAUGA